GGGCAAUUUCUAACACUAACUGUACAUGCAUACAUGUAUAACAUCUUGUCAUUUCAGUGAGAAAAAUGUGUACCUCUCCAACAACAGUGUAACUUCCCAGGAUAAUGCAUCUAGGCUGUUUCCAAAGUCUCUAGAAAUACCAAUUAGAUUCAAUACUACAGUACCAAUUAGAUUCAAUACUGGAGUAUUACAUCUUCAUUUCAGUAAGAAAAUGUGUAGCUCUCCAUCUCUAGCAGUGUGUCUUCCUUGGAUAAUUUUUCAAAAAGGUACAAAAUUCCAAUUCAGCGAAAAUGGUCAAAAUAUGCCAAUUUUUAGGAACAAGCGUACUUAGCCCGUUUCCAAAAUCUCUUGUUGAAGCACCCAUUAGAUACAACACUGCAGUAUAUGAAACACUGGCAUUUUUGACUAUACUAACAUCUGCUUCAUAUACUGGGAAUAGGAAACAACCUAAUUGUGCCCCGCAUCAUUUCAGUAACUACUAGAUGAUUGCCCCCAGCUAUACACAAAGCCAUGGGCAUCUCCAAGGCAUCCUCGCGAUCUGCGACAAAUCCCUGAAAAUGCCCGGUUCUAGA
Messenger RNA from Owenia fusiformis, 572 nucleotides. The record is from the annotation of a GenBank genome assembly. NCBI's taxonomy places the organism in Eukaryota, Metazoa, Annelida, Polychaeta, Sabellida, Oweniidae.